This is a messenger RNA of Acanthaster planci (crown-of-thorns starfish), 2056 nucleotides long. RefSeq lists its product as uncharacterized. NCBI's taxonomy places the organism in Eukaryota, Metazoa, Echinodermata, Asteroidea, Valvatida, Acanthasteridae. The record is from RefSeq and is a predicted model, not a curated record. Gene Ontology annotation, molecular function: RNA binding.
GUGAAGUUUUCAACACACAAACUGAGCGUGUACUAAUAUCUGCGACUGAUCUCCAUGUUGACAGGGCCUCUCUUUGAGCCCGAAACGGUGCCCCAAACAAUGGCACCUAAUCUAUGGAGGCCAACGUAUGGAUCCUACUUUACCUACGAUGCGCCACCGUCUGAAUCCAACAAGACCCACAGCUGUCCAGCAAAGCUGGUGGGUCCAAUGUAUGGCCGCUACGCCUCGCGGCCACCCCUCUUCGAACUCGACAGAACGUCCAGACCAGCGGUACCAAAUCAAUGGAUGCCAACUUGUGGAGUUCUUUCUCUCUACGAUGUACCACCGGUCGAAUCCAAUAAGACCAGUUGUCCAGCAGUGCUGACGGGUCCACUCUACGGCCAACAUGACAGCCUGCGGCCACACCUUUUUAGGCCUAUAACGAUGCCCACACCAACGGCAGCGAAUCCUAUGCAAUUCAACUCGGUCUGCAGCGUGCCACCGACUCAAUUCAACGACACCUCUGGCUGUCUGGUGGAGCAGAUGGGGCCACCACACGGCCCUAGUGGCACCGUCGUGCCAACAAUCGGCCUGCUGACGGUUAUACCAGCCCACCAGGAGGCUGUUGACCUGGUCUCACUACGCCCACCAAACACAGCUCCACCCUCGACAUCAGACCGACCACCUAUCCGUGUAAUGCUGCCGAGCCGGCCGUCAUUGAUCAUCCAAGUGCUCUGCGCCGGCGUCGGUUUCUGCUGCACCAGAGAUGUUAUAGCCGUACUCUCUGCAGUCAUCUCCGCGUGGGGCGGCAUGACUCGGAAGAUCAAGGCAGCUUUUUCCAGAUUGAAGAACUGGAUUGUCGCUGGGACGAAGAUGAUCCACUGGCCACAACAAAGCCACCAGCAUUACUUCGAAUCAUUCUCCCCCUGGGUGAUUUCCACAGUGACCAAGGUAGUUCGUUCAAGCCCAGUAGAGGCGCCGGUGACAGUGAUUUUCCCACCUCCGCGGUGGUGUCUCGCCAAGAACAAACCCAAACAGGAAGACGAACAUGACGAAACUAACUCACCUGAAGAUAUUUCAGAAAAUGACAUAUCUGAUGUAGGCGAAACGAAAGAAGUUCUGAUUUUCAAGGUGAAAAACGGGUCAUUUGGCAGAAUUAUUGGCAAAAAGGGCUCCAUUGUAAAGGCGAUGAGGAAUGACUUCAACCUUGUCAUUAUGUACGGGAGAUUGGAUGAGCGACAUUACUUCUUCAAACUGGAAGGAAAAUCUUCUGGUGUUAAGUCAGCCAGAGCUCUGUGCUAUCAGCGGGUACAAUCGGGUUUGGAAGAAAUUCAACCCAUGGACAUAGCACACCGCGUAUCGCCAGAGAACAUUAUCAGUGUUAAAUACUCGUACUUUCCAUGGCAUCACGGACGCAUCGUGGGAAAACAGGCACGAUGUCUCAAGGAAAUACGAGCCAGUAACGUGGCAGUAUGGGUCAACUUUGGCGAGGAGUUUCAUCACAUGGAACUGACAGGGACCCCUUCCAACGUGAGAAAGGCCCAGCUCUGGAUCAUGGAGAAUCUGAAUGCGACGCUGUUCGCGAACAUGCCCGACCUGGUGGAAGCCCCGGAUGUUCAGUUGCCGUCCCAGGCCGGGGAGGACCAGGGCGCAACGGCCGAAGCCGCAGGACCCGAGCCAGAGGCGGUGUGCGGGGUGUGCAGUUGGAAUUGGGCCCAGGCAUCCAGCCAGCACUGAUGAGAUUAUGGAUCCCAGACCUCCACUGAUCGGGUUCCUUCCCCAUCUAACCUGGCCUUCCUGAGGCGCGACCAAUGACGACGUGAUGGCCAACAGACUCGGCGGAAACCCGGUCCUUAUAGACUCUCUGUGAGCCAUAGACUCAAUCUGACCCUUAGAUGCUGAGGCUUACCCCGUCACCAGACUGCACAUCUGUGCGUGCUGUUUUCAUUAAGCAUGCAGUCUGGUUCCCUUAUCAUCGAGCUAGUGGUGAAACCCUGGGGUUAAGGACAAUUGUAAAAAAAUUGUAUAUAUUGUAGAUAUCAUUGUAAAUAGUGUAAAUAUUGUACAGUCAAAAAAA